GUUUGAGUCCGUGUGCUGCUGGCUGCGCAACCGCCUCCUGCUCUGCAUUUCCUCAAUCCCUCUGAUUCUCAGCGACAACAUGGGAGCCUGAAGGCAGAGAACCGAGACGGAACCCGAACAUGAAGCUCCGAGCCCAGCUCCACCCCUACAUCACCUGACGAUAUCGACCAAUGGGCUGAGGACGUGGGCGGGGCCAGGAUGAGUGCUGAGUUGCUAUUGGAGGAGACGCUGAUCAAGCGUUCGCAGCAGAAGAGGAGGACGUCGCCGCUAAACUACAAGGAGCGACUGUUCGUCCUCACCAAGAACCGGCUGACGUACUACGAUGGAAAAGCUGAGAAGAAGUUCAGGAGAGGCUCGAUUGAACUGAGUCGCAUCAGAUGUGUGGAGAUUGUGAAGAACGGAGGAGGGAUCAUCCCCUGCCAGAACAAAUACCCCUUUCAGGUGGUUUACGACACCAACACCCUCUAUGUCUUCGCUCCGAGUCACAACAGCAGAAGUGUUUGGGUCCAGAGCCUCAAAGAAGAGAUCAAAGACAACCCGGCGGUCUUGAUGAAGUUUCACCCUCAGUUCUGGCAGGAGGGGGCGUGGCUCUGCUGUCGCCAGGCAGACAAACAGGCGCUGGGCUGCGAGGAGUACAAACUGUUCGGAGACAUUUCCAGGAAGCCUUUGCCCCCGAUUCCUGGAGAGGAACCUACAGAAGUGAGGCCUCGCCCUCCGCCUCCUCCCGUCCCGCUGGACUCUGAGGAGGAAGACGAGGAUGAAGACGACGACGAGGAGGACGAGUUGGUGGUGGUGGCUCUGUACGACUUCCCGGGAACCGAGCCCCACGACCUGAGUCUGGUCAAAGGCGGCGAGUACGUCAUCCUGGAGAAAUGUGACGUGAACUGGUACAAGGCGCGCAACAAAUAUGGCGAGGAAGGCUACAUCCCAAGUAACUAUGUCACGGAGAAGAAAUCCGGAAACCUGGAGCAGUUUGUUUGGUACAGUAAACAAGUCAACAGGAACAAGGCAGAAGAGCUUCUGAGAAAGGAGGACAAAGAAGGAGCCUUCAUCGUCAGAGACUCCAGCACACCAGGAACCUACACUGUCUCUCUUUACGCCAAGUCUGUCGCAGGGGACGGAGGUGCAAGUAUAAAACAUUACCACAUCAAGGAGACGCAAAACGUACCCGUACAGUUUUACCUGGCAGAGAAGCACCUGUUCGACUCCAUCCCCGAGCUGAUCGACUACCACAAACACAACGCAGCAGGUCUUGUGGCCAGAUUGAGAUAUCCAGUCGGAAAACAAGACAAAUCAGCUCCGUCCACGGCUGGAUUCAGCUACGAGAAGUGGGAGAUCAACCCCAGCGAGCUGACCUUCAUGAAGGAGCUGGGCAGCGGCCAGUUCGGCCUGGUGAGGCUCGGGAAGUGGAGGGCUCAGCACAAGGUGGCCAUCAAGGCCAUCAGGGAGGGAGCCAUGUACGAGGAGGACUUCAUCGAGGAGGCCAAAGUCAUGAUGAGACUGUCCCACCCUAAGCUGGUGCAGCUGUAUGGCGUUUGCAGCCAGCAGCGACCCAUCUACAUCGUCACCGAGUUCAUGGAGCACGGCUGCCUGCUCAACUACCUCCGGCAGCAGCGGGGCAGCUUCAGUCUGGGCUCGAUGCUCAGCAUCUCCCUGGACGUCAGCGAGGGCAUGGAGCACCUGGAGGCCAACGGCUUCAUCCACAGGGACCUGGCUGCCAGGAACUGUCUGGUGAACGAGGCUCUGGUGGUGAAGGUUUCUGACUUCGGCAUGGCCAGGUACGUGCUGGACGACCAGUACACCAGUUCAUCAGGCGCCAAGUUUCCAGUGAAGUGGUCGCCUCCCGAAGUCUUCAACUUCUGCAGAUACAGCAGCAAGUCGGACGUCUGGUCCUUCGGUGUGCUGAUGUGGGAGGUUUUCACGGAGGGCCGCAUGCCGUUCGAACAGAGUCCCAAUCACGAGGUGGUUACCUUGGUAACCCAGGGUCACCGCCUGUACAGGCCCAAAAUGGCGACGCCCAACAUCUACGACAUCAUGCAGCUCUGUUGGCAUGAGAGACCAGAAGAGCGAGCGACCUUCUUUCAGCUUUCCCUCCUGAUCUCCGACGCUCUGGAAGCCGACGUCCCUCGACUGAACUGACUGACAGCGAGAACCUGACCACUCUCGUCGUCUUAAUUUAUGCCACAACAGGAAGGACGACCGCCGGAACGGACCAAUCACACCGCCCGUUCACCGAUGCUCGCCCACCAAUCACCUUCGCUUAUCCGUUAGUCUGGAACAGCUGCACUCCUGACAGAUGUUGGAUUAGUUUCAGGGUGAAUAACGCCAACAUGAACUGACAGCAAACAUGGUAACAGGAUCUCAUAACGGACAGGAGAACCUGAAAGGAUCCAGGAUCUGCCUCAGAGUUUCCUCGCAGUCAAACGUGAACUGUCCUGGAAAUCUCACCAAAUCUUCAUGUGUGCUUUCUGUGUAAUUUACCUGCACAACGAGUCUGUUUCCAUGUAAUUCCCAUUAAAGAGUCCAUAUCAUGGUU
This is a messenger RNA of Stegastes partitus (bicolor damselfish), 2536 nucleotides long. RefSeq names its product tec protein tyrosine kinase (gene tec). Lineage: Eukaryota; Metazoa; Chordata; Actinopteri; Pomacentridae. Gene Ontology annotation, molecular function: protein tyrosine kinase activity; protein binding; ATP binding. The transcript has 18 exons. The coding region runs from base 199 to 2139 and encodes 646 amino acids. The record is from RefSeq and is a predicted model, not a curated record. Gene Ontology annotation, biological process: intracellular signal transduction; protein phosphorylation.